AUGGGCAGCAGCUCGUCGAAGACGAAGACACCCGCCCACGCCCGCAACGCCAGUAGUCAAUCGCAGACACAAGGCCUGCAAUCCGCCCAGUCUGCUUCCGUCCCCACCUCGACUCCGCCUCCUCCGCAAGCACAACUCCUCUCUCACCGCGCCGGCCUGGCCCAUGCCCACCGCGUCCCGCGCACAACCAGACCCGACCUCCCCUUCCUCGGCCUCGUGGGCCAGCGCGAGAAUGCCACCCCCGACAAGCCGCGGGAGACGAGGCAGGAGCGGGAGGCGCGGAAGUUGGAGAAGGAGCGCCAGGCGAGGCUGAAAGAGCGGGAGCGGAGUAUGCGCGAGGAGAGCGUGGAUGGCGGGUAUCUUGUCACCGUCGGUGUCUACACGGGCGUGGAAGACUUUAGCAAGCCGACAGUGCGGCAGUUGCAGAUCGAACGACGUCUAGCUCCUUUCUGGCGUGGUCUCAAUGACCAUUCCGACUCCUGGACAGAAGCACAGCUCGUGGCGGCAGCGCGUGGACUCCCUAUCCCCGCUCCCGACGAGAUCCCGCCUGAGAUGAGCCGGACAGCUUCCCAGGCAUCUUCCAUCCAAAAGGCCUCCACACCAAAUCUGGAUUCUUCGACUCUUCCCAUCUCAUCACGUUCGCAAUCCCACGAAUCCGUCCAAUCCGGCACUCCUUCACCGUCUCGUCUCGCCUUUUCCUCCUCUGUGCCAUUGUCGGGCGCGAGCCCCUCUUCUUCCACUGCUCAAUUACUACGUGGGCGAGCAAAGACACUCGCUUCACUGGCGACAGGCUCGAAAAGCCACUCUCCAGACAUCACUCCCCAAGAGAUCCAUCUCCCCAAAGACCCAUACGUGAAUGGGCAACCCGUUGAAGCAUAUCUCUACAAAGACGCAUCCGAGUGUCCCAUCUGCUUCAUGUACUACCCUCCUUACCUCAACAAGACUCGAUGCUGCGAUCAACCCAUCUGCUCCGAAUGCUUCGUACAGAUCAAACGCCCCGAUCCACAUCCGCCAGAACACGAGCAGCCCGGCCAGCAACGACCACCAGAAGAAGAGGCGGAAUUGCUCGUCUCAGAGGUCGCUGCGUGUCCCUUCUGCGUCACACCCGAAUUCGGCAUAACCUACGAACCGCCGCCCUUCCGCCGCGGCCUAGCGUAUGCGAAGCAACUCAACGGCAGUCCCUUCGCCAAUCCCACCUCCGCCAUGUCAUCGACGACCUCCCUCAACGCGACCGGACGACGCCGGACCAUCUCGAUAUCAGCGAAUGCGCCGCAAGUCAUCACCACCGAUCGCGUACGACCCGACUGGGCCAAGAAGCUGGCCGAUGCGCGCGCGCACGUGCUUCGGAGAUCGGCGGCUGCUACUGCUUUGCAUAACGCGGCCUAUGUCCUGGGAAGCCCGGAGAAUGCGCAGAUGCGGAAUGCGCUGGCCGGUUUCCGACGUCGGAGAACGCUGGAGAGUCAUGGCGUGGGUGCGCGAAUUACCCCGGGUGGCGUCUUGCUUUCUCCGUAUGCACACCCUACGCGAAUCGGUAGCACUGAUGGCGAGGAGGGCGGCAACGACAUGUAUGCUGCUCGCGGAAGCUCUCGCCGGAGUCGGGUCGAUGCGCUGGAGGAUCUCAUGAUGAUGGAAGCCAUCCGACAAUCUCUCGCUGCAGAGGACGAGCGGAAACGCAGAGAGGAGAAGGACGCGAAGAAAGAUGCGAAAAAGAAAGCAAAGGAGGACAAGAAGGAGGCGAAGCAGGCGUCGAAACUGCGGAAGAAGAGCGGCGCCAGCUCCAUGCCGCUCUACCAGGCCGAGACGAACGACAGCUCGAGUUCCGGCGCGAGCAUGAGUCGCGAAAACAGUACCAUGGGCGGCAUCCCCGAAGAGGAACAGCAGGUGGAAGGCAAGGGCAAAGCGCCCGUGCUGGACUUUGCCGGCUUCAAUCCACUGACUGAGCCGACGUCCACACUCAACACCGAAAUGCGGGAAACAGAUCACCCUUCUCCGUUGUCGGACGAUAGCAAGAAAGACAUUGUAGCCCAAGACGCGCAGCGUCAUCUAGAGGAAUCGCGCGCUAACCUCCAGCCCACCGCGCGCCACACCAUCCCCGACCCCAGGGAUGGCCGACCGGCUUCACAUCUGCGACAGACAUCCGAAACACACUCCUUCUCCUCUUCCAUUGGCGACCAGCAGCCCUCUCCAGGUUCGGGCCCCAGCAGUCUCCGAGCGGAAUCCUCAUUCCCCUUACCUGUAGCAAGCAGCAGUGGACCCGACCCAUCAAGUACAGCACCACAGCAAGACCCCACCACCACCACCCCGCCAUUAGAACCCAUGCCCAACUUCCGCUCCCUCACAGCAAUGAUGGAAGACGAAAGCAACAAAGCGUCCUCCUCCCAAAAGCCAGAAAAUACAAGCUCAUCUCCCCUUCGCCCGCCGCCUCCGACUCUUUCCUCCUCAGAAGGAGGCAGUAGUUUCGGCGCCGACGACCGCAAUGACUCCGCCAAUCGCAGCCGCGGCGAUUCGGGGAAUUCGAGCAGUAGUAGUGUGUCUCCGCCGGGGGCGGGAGGACAUGAGGUUAGCGGUGGCGGCGGCGGCGUUGUUGGCGAGAGCAAGGGUGUGGAAGUUUUGGAGAGGAUGCAGGAGGCUUGA
Molecule: messenger RNA, 2634 nt
Organism: Neohortaea acidophila
Lineage: Eukaryota; Fungi; Ascomycota; Dothideomycetes; Mycosphaerellales; Teratosphaeriaceae
Exons: 2
Coding region: 1-2634 (877 amino acids)
Cellular component (GO): cytoplasm
Source: RefSeq, a predicted model, not a curated record